Linum trigynum is the source of this 3261-nucleotide messenger RNA. NCBI's taxonomy places the organism in Eukaryota, Viridiplantae, Streptophyta, Magnoliopsida, Malpighiales, Linaceae. The record is from the annotation of a GenBank genome assembly.
AUGGCGGAAUUGAGAGAUUUGGUGGGUUCUCUGGCCACCUCCAGUGCGAACAAGUUCAAUAACAUCGAGCAAUUCAUGGAGAAAGCUUCAGGCAAAUUCUUGGAGCUAGAAGCUGGUCAGAGAAAUACACAGGCUGUGCUACGGGAUAUACAGACCCAGCUUGGGAGUGUUGCCCAGGCUGUAGCUCAGAGGACUCCUGGUACCCUGCCUGGUCAGACCAUUCCUCAUCCACAGGAUCCGAAUGCCAACUGCAGUGCCAUCACAACCAGGAGUGGCAAGGUGACUGCCGAUCUGCCUGUUCGGGCAGAGGAGAGAGAGACCCCUGCUUCAGCACUUCUAGCUAAUCAGGAAGACAUGGAGAAGGAGGUUGAGGUGUAUGCUCCUAUAUCGCAACCAGUGGUGAAGGAGUAUGUACCCCAGCUUCCCUUUCCUACUCGGUUGCACAAGGACCGACUGGAGACUGAGUUUGCCAAAUUCAUGGCAAUGCUGAAGCAGGUAAACAUUAGCAUGCACUUUGUGGAGGCAUUAUCGAAGAUGCCCAAGUAUGCCAAAUUCAUGAAGGAUCUCCUCACCAACAAGAGGAAGCUUGGGGAGCUGUCAACGGUGAUGCUCAACGAGGAGUGUUCUGCCAUCCUGCAGAACAAACUACCAGAGAAGCGAAAAGACCCAGGGAGUUUCACUAUCCCUUGCAUGAUUGGUAGUUUGCAUAUAGGGAAGUCCUUGGCGGAUUUAGGCGCUAGCAUAAAUGUCAUGCCUUAUAAACUGUUUAAAAAGCUAGGCCUAGGUGAACCCAGUGAUACUAGGAUGAGCAUCCAGCUUGCUGAUAGAUCCAUUGUGCAUCCUAGGGGUAUAGCAGAGGACUUGAUAGUCGCAGUAGGGCCAUUUUCAUAUCCUGCUGAUUUUGUGAUUUUGGACAUAAAUGAGGAUGUUGAUGUGCCAUUGAUACUGGGUAGACCUUUUCUCGCCACUGCCAAGGCGCUUAUUGAUGUUAAUGAUGGAAAACUGAUUUUGAGAGCUGGGGGUGAACAAAUCACCUUCUCUGUUUCUGAUAAUAUGAAACACCCCCAGCUCCAUGAUGAUCUAGAUUACUGUGAUGUUGUUGCUGAUUUUGAGACCGCACUCGCCAUCACGAGUGCGGGUACUGAUGAUUUCCUUGAGCGUUGUCUUUUGCUAGGGAAACAGGCAUCACAGGAUGUGCAGCUGGAGGAGCAACUGGCAGAGCUGGACGAGGCCAUGAUCGAGGGGCGAGAGAUACCAUUCAAGCCGAUCCCCAUCUCGCCCCGGCUCGCUACAUCAUUGGAGGAGCCACCAGAGUUGGAGCUUAAGCCCCUCCCAUCUCACCUGGAGUAUGCAUUUCUCCGGGAGGGGAAUAAGCUCCCGGUCAUUAUUAGCUCGGAUCUGACACCCGAGCAGAAGAGCGGGCUGGUGGCUUUGCUGCAGAAGUAUGCCCGGGCCAUGGCAUGGAAGAUCACAGACAUCGGAGGCAUUAGCCCAUCCUUCUGCUCCCACAGAAUUCUGAUGGAGGAUGAGGUUAAGCCAUUCAGGCAGCCGCAGAGGAGAUUGUCUCCUAACUUGGAGGCAGUGGUCCGGGCAGAGAUUGUGAAGCUCAUGGAUGCAGGGAUCAUCUUUGCUAUAUCUGAUAGCAAGUGGGUCAGCCCCACUCAGGUGGUCUCGAAGAAAGGCGGGAUGACUGUGGUCCCGAAUGAGAAGAAGGAGUUGAUCCCGAUGCGGACCGUGACCGGCUGGAGAGUCUGCAUCGACUACCGGCGCCUGAAUGACGCCACCAAGAAAGAUCAUUUUCCCCUACCUUUCAUUGAUCAGAUGCUGGAGAGGUUGGCUGGCCAUGAGUUCUAUUGCUUCCUGGAUGGCAUGUCUAGUUACUUCCAGAUUCCUAUUGCUCCGGAGGAUCAGGCGAAGACCACAUUCACUUGCCCCUUCGGUACUUUUGCUUACAGGAGGAUUCCAUUUGGGCUGUGUAAUGCACCGGCGACCUUCCAGAGAUGCAUGCUGGCGAUCUUCGACCGACUGGUUGGAGAGAUCAUGGAAGUCUUCAUGGAUGAUUUCUCGGUUUAUGGAGACUCCUUCUCUCAUUGUCUCCAUAACCUGGAACUUGUUCUGAAGAGGUGUGAAGAGACGAAUCUGGCACUCAGCUGGGAGAAGUGCCAUUUUAUGGUUCGUGAGGGUAUUGUGCUCGGGCACAAGAUCUCCAAGCAGGGGAUUGAGGUGGAUCGCGCGAAGAUUGAGACGAUUAGUAAGCUACCUCCUCCCAUUUCUGUGAAGGGGAUCCGCAGCUUUCUAGGUCACGCAGGCUUCUACCGGCGCUUCAUCAAAGAUUUCUCGAAGAUUGCCCUGCCUUUGACCAAGCUGCUAGAGAAGGAUGCACCAUUCCAAUUCACUCCCGAGUGCACAGCUGCAUUUGAGACUCUUAAGGAGAAGCUGACCCAUGCCCCUAUCAUGGUAACUCCUGACUGGUCUCUCCCUUUUGAGCUGAUGUGCGAUGCGAGUGACUAUGCAGCCGGAGCAGUUCUGGGUCAGAGACGCGAGAAGCACUUCCAGCCCAUCUACUACGCGUCGAAGACUUUGAACGAUGCACAGGAGAACUACACCACCACUGAGAAGGAGCUCCUCGCUGUGGUGUAUGCAUUUGACAAGUUCCGGCCAUACCUGGUGCUCUCACAUGUGGUGGUCUACACAGAUCACUCGGCGAUUCGCUACUUGAUGAGCAAGGCUGAUGCAAAGCCUCGGCUCAUCCGCUGGAUCCUGCUUCUGCAGGAAUUCGACAUCGAGAUCCGGGACAAGAAAGGAGCCGAGAAUGUUGCUGCAGAUCAUCUUUCAUGGUUGGAAGCCUCUCCGGUGGACAACUUCGUGGAAGAGAUCGACGACUCUUUCCCGGGUGAGCGAUUGCUGGCGAUGACACUGGUGGACAGCGUGACCCCUUGGUAUUCUGACUUUGCCAAUUAUCUGGUGGGCAAGCAGUUACCCAAGGGGAUGGCUACACAUGCAAAGCGCAAGUUCUUCUACGAUCUGAAGCACUACUUCUGGGAGGAUCCUUUCCUCUUUAGAAUCGGAGCAGAUGGCGUGAUCCGGCGCUGUGUCAUGGAGCACAAGAUGGGAGACAUCCUGUCUCAAUGCCACGAGGGACCUACUGGAGGUCACCAUGGAGGAAACCGCACGGCGCGGAAGGUGGUACAGUCGGGCUUCUAUUGGCCCUCGCUCUUCAAGGAUGCAGACUCCUUCGCACGCCAGUGCGACCGCUGCUAG